Molecule: messenger RNA, 2595 nt
Organism: Manihot esculenta (cassava)
Lineage: Eukaryota; Viridiplantae; Streptophyta; Magnoliopsida; Malpighiales; Euphorbiaceae
Exons: 4
Coding region: 377-1348 (323 amino acids)
Biological process (GO): multicellular organism development
Source: RefSeq, a predicted model, not a curated record
ACCAUUUUUCUUUCUUUUCUCUCUCUCUCUCUCCUCUGCAACUAUUUCAUCUUCACAAGCUUCCAAACAAAGAGAAUUAAUGGAAAGUGAGAUUUGCAAGGUUUAUUCUCCUUGUUCUCCUCGGAUAUGUUCACGAUGAAACAGAACAUAAAAACCCUUAUCUGGUUAAUGGGUGUUUCUCUCUCUAUUGAUUUUUUAAUUUUAGCACAUGCCUAUGGCAACAACUACUUUAGAUCUCUAUUUCCAAUAUAACUGCUCUUUCUCUGCAACUGCAACCCUUUCAAUCUAUGGCUAUCUUUGAGAAGAUCAUCAACAACCUCAUCAAUCAUCUCCAUCUCCAUCGGUUUAUGCGGUUCGGGUCUCUAGGUUCUCGGAUAUGACCAUGGUUCCUGCUCAAACCCUCUCUAAACAGAAACAGCAACAGCAACAGCAAAAUCAUCCUUUUUACGGCGGUUAUGGUGGUUGUGGCGGCGGCGGUUAUUCGGACAGCAGCUUUGGUCUUAUGAGCCGAUUAGAAGAAGGUUAUGACUAUUGUAUUAGUGAAGCUUGCUUAGGAUCUGAUCUAGUGCCUAGUAAUCCUCCCAUGGCUGAAGAUGAAUCGAGAACUAAUAGCCUUAAUGAACCUGCUCUUUCCAACUCCAAAGAUAAUAUUCAACAACAAAGAGAUGAAGGGUGGCUCCAAUUAAGCAUAGGCGGUCACACAACAAGCCAUGAAAGCAAACAUCACCAAGUGGAUCCAACGACUACAAGGGUAGGAUUGAUGGAGCUUGAUCUAUUACCAGGUAGCAGCACUUCACAGCAAGGGAGGCCGUUUAGCGCUCCUAUUUUCCAUGUUCCUGCUGAUGAGUUUAGAGCUUCUACGAGACCACUGAUGAGCAUUGCAGGAGGCAGCAGUAGCUAUACUACGACUUCUUUAUUCUUUCAACACCAACCAGGAACCAGCACGUAUCCUCCUUACCGCCAUCAAGAGAUUAACUGGGCAUUUAGGCCUAUGGCUCAAAAUAUAGCAACUAUGGCUUCUUCUCAAUCCUCUUCUUCUCCUCUUAUGCCAAUGGGGUCCUAUUUGUCGCGUCCCUUUCAAGUCCAUAGUGGAAUAGAUGUUGCUGGACCAAGUUCCGACUUUAGAAUCAUUGAUCCUCCAAGAAGUCCCCAUUCUGGCAUUUGGUUUACACUCCAAGCGUCUCAAAUCCAAAACCAAGAACCGUUGUUGCCUCAAAUAUCCAAGAGCUACCUGAGAAUCAAGGAUGGGAGGAUGACAGUUCGGUUAUUAAUGAAGUAUCUGGUUAACAAGCUGAAACUGGAUAGCGAAUCAGAGGCAACAACUGGAGAAAGUAGUCCAUCAUUGUGAACGGAGGAGAAAGACGUGACGACAGUGGCACACCUCUCAAGUCACAGAACAAUAUAGAGGUUCACACUUUUCAAACGGGUAAGGGGUUUUGCAUCUGCAUGCACAGUUUCGAGUGAUCAAAGGCAUAAAGAAGAGGUAGAAAGAGACAAAGAACGGCAGAAAAGAAGAGAGGAAAGUAGUUUAAAGAAGAAAUAUGGAUAGCAAGUUGAGCUUAGGUAUUAAAGCUGCUCUGUCUCUGAAAUCUCUGAAUCACUCUAUAAGUAGCAGUGCACCUGUAUCACAAGUAAUGGGGCAUAUCUACCACGCAUGCUUGUGCUUAACUUUAUGACCCAACUAAGGCCCUUUGUUACAAACUUGCUAAGUAGUUGGCAUAUGAAGAACACCACCAAUUCCAGUAAAAGAACUAACCGAGGAUAACAAUGAACUUGUAAGCAAGAGUCAAUAUCCGUAAUAUGGAAGCUAAUAACGAGCAACUGAUCACCUACACUAUCAGAGCUAACAUUGAGCAUUAGGAAUUAUAACACUAAAUCUUCGAAUUUAAAGAGAUUGCAUGAGGGAUAGAUUUGGUUUCAUUUCAAAGGUACAGCACUCAGGGAAGGAACACGAAGAUGAAUGUGCAUAUCAUCCAACAAAUCAACUUCCUAUCUCCAUUAAUUAAUUUUCCAUUAAAUCCAUCUUAAUUAAUCAGGCAAUUGCAAUAGUCUAACACCCAUAUGAAAAUGCAGGUGAAGUACCAAACUUUCAAGACCCCAUAAUGAAAGUUAUAAAACUAUAUUGCCAUUAUUAGUUAGAAAGAUCACAGUUCGUCCAUAAACGGUCCCCACCGCCCCCUCUUCUCUUCUCCUUUUUUAUGAGCAAAAAAGUUACACAUUUUAUAACAAAAAUGAAAAUAUGUGAAAAGAAAAAACUCACGAGAACCCCUUUCGAAGCUUCUGAAUUGCAGAGUACAGUUUCCUCCUGGAACCCACAGCGUUAAUACCCAUAUCUUUAAGAUCCUCCAAGGUUAGUAGUGGCAAUACCUCAUCAUCCACUUCGUGUACCUCGAAAACAGAAGCAUAUCGGCUCAAUCCCAAUUCAAUUAGCCAAGUCCUCACUCCUUCGCUCGUACUGCAAUUUCGGUCCCUCGAAUCUGAUUCCGGGAGAUUUUCCAUUUCCAUUGCAUCGUUUUCUCUACCCUCUGAAACCCUAUGCCGACCCGUGCCCGUUCUCCUAUGCCCGUGCCACAUAUCAAGCGCAAAGUUAUCCAU